Molecule: messenger RNA, 580 nt
Organism: Eurytemora carolleeae
Lineage: Eukaryota; Metazoa; Arthropoda; Copepoda; Calanoida; Temoridae
Source: RefSeq, a predicted model, not a curated record
AAUAAAGUAGUUGAAUAUCGUUAAUUGAUCAGAACGGACGUAUACAGAGCCUUGAGUUUUGGCUAGAGAUUUAGUUAGAGAGAAUUUCAUUAGACUGUGAGUUAAGUAAUCGUUAGAGAAGUAGCAUCUAGAUUUGUUACAAAAGUGGUGGCAGCGGUGGGAUUAUAAUAUAACCCCAAAUCUAGAUGCCAGAGACUCCGAAAGUAUUUCGGAAGAAAAGUAAAGUGAGAACCUGGUUUAACGGAUUAGCCAGAGAAGUUUUGACAGGAGAGGAUUUGCCUGCGAGAGUGUCAAGUGUGGCUACAGGAAAUACAGUGGCUACCUUUCAGGGAUACCCAAGCUUACCCAGCGAUUCUGAAUCGGAAGUAGAGAUGGAGGGACCAUCUUACCCAGCGAUGGAUGGCCUGGCGGAGAUGAGGCAGCAGUUUCAGAUGCUACAAGCACAGCUGGCGGAGACUAAGGAUAAACUGGCGAGUAUUGAGCGGAAGGAUAAGGAGAAAUCAUUCGCCCAGACUUGGCAAGAGGCAGCUACACCGGAAACUCAGGAUCCUAUCGGAAGAGUAGUGGAAAUACUAGAACG